UAUGACCGCGCAGUAACUCAACCCAAAAGCAUCGAUAUCAUUCUCGCAACGUCCAUUUCGCCCCUCGGGGGAGACUGCAAUAUUUGCUCGCAACUCCUUGAAGCACAAGUAGAACAGCCUUGGGUCGCUUAUCUCGAUUGACGCUAGAUGCCGCCAGGAAACCCGCUGGCAAAAGCUACUUGGUCACAAUCUUAGCUGUCGGCACGGGCUUCUCGCUCUUUCUCCUUGCCUUCGAUAAUCAAAGAGCGGCAAGUCGAGAACGAAUGUGCCACUCGCGGCUUCUCUUCGCUCUCAGCCGACCGAGCGCGAGCCAGCGCAAAAGAGCUCCAGGAGCGACGUCGUUGACCUCGGACGUCACGUGGUGGAGCGGCCGCCGCCGCGCCAUCUCGGCCUCCUCGCGUCCUGAAAGAGGUCAACCGAAUUUCUCGGCUCGUCCUCGACACACACGAAGUGCGACGCGCGACGAGCACGGAAGAAGCGAACGCGCGUGAGUGAUUAAGUGGUGAUCACAAGUGCGAGGAGGAGAUGGACGAGUCGGGCAUCGACAUGGGCUUCGACCUCGCCGCCCUCGUGAGCAACGACGGUCUCGAGCUGGAGUACAGCAACGAUCUCGAGCAGGCGUUGGCCCUACUACCUUCUACCCAGGACUUCAUGUACUACGAGCUCAAGAGCCGCGCACCCUACACUGGCAGCCCACCAAACUUCAAGACAGUGACGCCGACCUCGCGUACACAGCUGAAGCUUCAAUUGAUGCGCGAACAGCUCCAGGAGCAGGAGCGCCGAGAGGCUGAGUUUCGACACACUCUGCAGCAGCAGAGGCCUGCGGCUGCGCCCCCAAGGCCCGUACCCCCGGCGCAGCUUUCCACCAUCGGUGUCGACGUACCGCCUCAAGUACUCCAGGUGCGAACGCUUUUGGAGAAUCCGACACGCUAUCACGUGGUCCAGAAACAGAAGAAUCAGGUGCGCCAGUAUUUGCACCAGACUUUCCGCACUUCUUCCGACAUCCCAUCGUCCGUUGAUGAGAUCAAUGUUAACAGUCUUAGCAGUAGUUUUGGAAUCCAACCUCAUCUAGCUCUCAUCGACACGGAACCCAAUCAAAUUUCAAUAACGAUCCAAAGCGCACCACCCGGUCACAUGCAACAUCAGGAACAACAGCAACAACAACAGCAGCAGCAGCCACUUUUGCCAUCGUAUCCUCAUGGAUCCAAUCUCAUAUCGAGGAGCCACGUAGAUCCCAGUCCAGAUCCCGCAACCGGGGCGAUGUCACCGAGUUUGAGCAGCAUUGCAACCAGCAAUUCAGAGGCGGAAGAUCUGCUGGACGACAUCCUGUCGUUUGAGGCAGGCUCCUUGGGGGAUGGUCUUAAAGACGCUCAGUCGGAAAGUUUGAGCAGUUUACCAGACCUACAGAUAAAGCCAGAGCCACUGCUGCUUACCGACGCCGAGAUCCACGCGCUUGCCAAAGACAGACAGAAGAAAGACAAUCACAAUAUGAUCGAACGCAGGCGACGGUUCAACAUCAACGAUAGAAUCAAGGAACUUGGUACCCUUCUUCCUAAAACCAAUGAUCCCUACUACGAGAUUGUAAGGGACGUGCGGCCAAAUAAGGGUACAAUACUGAAGUCAUCAGUGGAGUAUAUAAAACUAUUGAAGAACGAGCUGACACGCAUGAAGCAAAGCGAGUUGAGGCACAAGCAGCUCGAGCAUCAGAAUUGUCGUCUACUACUGCGCGUUCAGGAGCUCGAGCUCCAGGCGAAGGCCCACGGGCUUCCUAUUACGGACUUUAACUGGACCUCGUCCUCGGCCAGUUUACUCAACUCCUACGCCAAGAGUAGGCACAGAAAGCUACCGGAUAUUGUUGCAGAGGAUACGGCUGCGGCCUUGAGCCUGUCGCAGUUUGAAGAUUUGAUGGAGGAUGACGGGGGCGGUCCCGUCCACGGCGGCGAUCCUAUGCUGUCGUCGCCUCACCUACCGCCCCUCAGCCCGCCGGCUCCACCCUGCCACCAUCCCCUACCCGAUGAAGACACCCUCGGUAGCCUCGCCCCGACGAGCUCUAACUCGUCCUCGGAUAUGGACAUAGUUGCGUAGCCCAUCGCCCCACUGGUUCAUUUGUUACCAAAAUGAGAAUGCGCGAGCAUGGGCGAGAGAGAAAGAGAGAGAGAGAGAGAGAGA
Molecule: messenger RNA, 2169 nt
Organism: Ceratosolen solmsi marchali
Lineage: Eukaryota; Metazoa; Arthropoda; Insecta; Hymenoptera; Agaonidae
Gene: Mitf
Product: transcription factor Mitf
Exons: 8
Coding region: 526-2085 (519 amino acids)
Biological process (GO): regulation of transcription by RNA polymerase II
Cellular component (GO): nucleus
Molecular function (GO): DNA-binding transcription factor activity, RNA polymerase II-specific; protein dimerization activity; RNA polymerase II cis-regulatory region sequence-specific DNA binding
Source: RefSeq, a predicted model, not a curated record